Molecule: messenger RNA, 1287 nt
Organism: Lycium barbarum (goji berry)
Lineage: Eukaryota; Viridiplantae; Streptophyta; Magnoliopsida; Solanales; Solanaceae
Exons: 2
Coding region: 1-1287 (428 amino acids)
Source: RefSeq, a predicted model, not a curated record
AUGUCGAAUCUUGAGUCCCCAUCUUCUAUUAGAACAGAAACCAACCCCACACGCUCAUAUUCUAAAGAACCUAUGCCGACAAACCCACUAUCAUCCUUACUUUCUCAAAAAGAUCACAUUUCUACUAUCCAAAAACCCAAUGUGCUCUCACCUAAACUAACUGUUGUCGGUCCUUCUACAACUCAACAGAAACAAGAAUCAAAAGCUUUUGUCUCUGAAUCCACAAAACCCUCUUUGUCUGACAACCCCGACUCUGACAUCAAUGCCAAAACCGUUACUACCUCCCAACUCUUUGGUCUUACAGAAGAAACAAUUGAUAAUGAUGAUGGGAUAAAGGUGUCAAGUCAAAACAAAGGUGCUGAAGUCUAUAGUUGUGAAAAAGAGGUGAGGUUGCCUGCAAGGGAUAUUUUCUUCCAUACCGAGGUUAAAAUAGGAAGGUUUGUGUCAAGUGAUGCAAAAAAUGAAAGUGAGUCAGUGGAAAAAUCUGGUAAAGAUACAAAAGACGUUAUAGUUCAUGUGUGUAGUGAUACUGCCAAAGUAAGAAGUGAAGAUAUGAAUGUUUGUAUAGAUAAUGUUGGUGGUAUCCCUGAUGGCAUUGUACUAAAUUUUGUAAGUGAUAUUAUUAACAAAAAAGUGAUUGAAAGGGAAUCUGGAAAAGUAAGUAUGGAAGCACAGAAGAAGUCUGGAGGGUUUAAGAAAAAGUUAGUAGAAAAGGAAAUGAAACAGAGGAAGUGUGGUGAAACAGAGUACGUGAAUAAGGGACCUAGUUUCGAGGAACACUGUUUGGAUAUUGUACCCCUGUCUUCCAUUGUUAUACCCCUGGAAGGAUGCCCAGCAAGGGAAUCUGGUGCCUCAAAAUCAUCCAGGAAAGGAAACAUUACCAAGAGUAAACAUAUUACCAAAAAGAAAAUUAUCUCACAGCCUAGCAAGAAACCCUUCACUAUCAAACUCGAAACUCAAACUCAAUCGGGCUCCACUUUUAGGACUGACAAAGAGAAGAGUCCAAAGAGUAGAAGAAGAUUUGUGAGGCCAAGAGACAAAGAAGAGGUGGUGAAUGUGGUUGAGACCCAAGGCAAGGAAGAAGAAGAGUCUCCCUGGGAAAGAAAAUGCUCUAAAAAGAAGGUAAAAUUGAGAAGUGAGAAAGAUACUGCUGAAUUGCACAAGUCUCAGAAUAUCUCUAAAUCUCCUAAGAAAAGGAAGGACGUUGAAUUGAGAAAACAGGUCCAUCCAAAAGGAAAAAGGUGGGAUUCAAGGAGGGACCUGGUCCUUCACGACAGGGAACACUAA